UGUGCUCAGCCGCAUGAGGAUCCUGCUAAGCGAGUUGGGACUUUCCGGCGCGUGCCUCGGUUUGACCCUGGAGCCGUGCGCCUCAUCGCUGGAAGCCGAAAAGCCUGCGCCAGGUCAGCGCCCGCACCACGAUACGACCUCCACUACUUCUGUGUUUAUUUUCGCUUUCGUUGUGUAGAACCUCUGGGUGUUGUAGACUGUGUGGAACUGUCGUGAUGAUGGCCAUCGGCUAGAAUGCGAGGUGCGCUGCUGACGCCCUCCAGCCAAAUCUGCGGCCUUAGACAAUUCCAAUACACACGGCCGAGCGCCAUAGAGUCGCGCUCGCCAAGCGCCUUCACUCCUAACUCCUCCAGCAUGCUACUGCUGCAAACACACAGCAACUACGGUUCGUCCUUCUCUGAUCUGCUGUCACCACAAUAUCAAGAAGAUUCCACGGAAAUCUUAGAAGAAAACCUAGAUCCAUUCCCGGACGUAGAGUUUCACGCACCCAUCGUUCCGGAAUUUAAAUCGCAACGGGACACCUCGUUCAGUGAAACAUCAUCACCGAUACCUGGCCCUGCAUUGCCCAGUUUCGAGGAGACAUAUUCAGUUCGGUAUCCGAAACACGAAAUGGCAGAAUUCGGUAUCAAAAUGGAUGAAGAUUGCUACAAUGUGAGUGCAUAUUCCCAUCAGGGACAUACGUCUACUCAACUUCUUUACCAAUAUCAUCAACCACCGAUUCCUUAUGUUCCGUCGACGUACUACGCGCCACCUCAGCCUUGUAGUCCUACGUUUGACACCGUAACUCCAAACCAAGAUUCUUAUUCUUUGCCACCUUUUCCAAGCACUGUUGAUUUACAUAUAUCAGCUGAGCAGGCUGCUAGACAACGGCGUUCGUCAUUACCUGUGCAAAGAUCUGAAUCCAACAGCUCCAAUGACAGUCCAAAAUUGCACGGUACCAGAGUUCACUGUAUGCAGCCUUCCACUCCGAAUUCAGCAUCAAGUUCUCCUGGAGUAGCACCUGCUGAUAACACUGGACCACGUGCAGCACCAUCUUCGCCCAGCCAGCUCUGUGCUGUUUGCGGAGAUACAGCCGCUUGCCAACAUUAUGGUGUCAGAACUUGUGAAGGAUGUAAAGGGUUCUUCAAGAGAACCGUUCAAAAAGGAUCCAAGUAUGUUUGCUUGGCUGAAAAAUCUUGCCCUGUUGACAAAAGAAGACGGAAUCGAUGCCAAUUUUGUCGGUUUCAAAAAUGCCUCGCCGUGGGUAUGGUGAAAGAAGUGGUUAGAACUGAUUCUCUAAAAGGCAGGCGCGGUAGGCUGCCCUCAAAGCCUAAAUGUCCACAAGAAUCUCCACCAAGCCCACCCAUCUCUCUGAUAACAGCCCUUGUUCGAGCUCACGUUGAUACUUCGCCGGACUUUGCUAAUCUAGACUAUUCUCAAUAUCGUGAGCCGAGUCCUCUUGAGCCACCGAUGUCUGAUCUUGAAGUUAUUCAACAGUUUUACUCUCUUCUAACAACAUCGAUUGAUAUGAUCAAACUUUUCGCUGAAAAAGUACCUGGAUAUGGUGAUCUAUGCCCCGAGGACCGAGAGCAACUAUUUGCUUCUGCUCGUUUGGAACUGUUCGUUCUACGGUUGGCAUAUCGUACUCGACUUGAGGAUACUAAGCUCACAUUCUGCAAUGGGCUAGUUCUCGAUAAGCGACAGUGUCAGCGAUCGUUCGGAGACUGGCUUCACGCAGUUCUGGAUUUCAGUAACACGCUUCACUCUAUGGAUAUCGACAUUUCUACAUUUGCCUGUCUUUGCGCACUGACUUUGAUUACAGAUAGACACGGCUUAAAAGAGCCGCAUCGUGUGGAGCAGCUUCAAAUGAAAAUUAUCGGAUGCUUGCGAGCGCACAUGCCGGGCGGAGGUGGAUCGAGCAGCGGCGCGCCCCACUUUAGCCGCGUGCUGGGUGCUCUGCCCGAAUUGCGCUCUUUGUCCGUGCAAGGCCUCCAACGCAUAUUCUACUUGAAGCUAGAAGACUUGGUCCCGGCACCACCUCUUAUCGAAAACAUGUUUCGUGCCAGCCUUCCCUUUUAGGCGUCCCGUAGUCCGCACCGAAUUUCCGAGGACCACUCCCGCCUUGAAUCCACUUCUCCUUUAGCUGUUAGAGCCGACUCCGUUAUUUUUGUAAGGAUUUAGUGAUAAAAAUAUUUUUCUAGACUCUAAAUGAACGUUUAUAGUACGCGAUCUCCACGGAAUCGGUUCGUGCUAAUUUUACGAGAUUAUUAAUAAAAUUAAAAGUACUCACAUACGAUGACAGUUUAUGAUAUGAAUAAGAUCUAUGCUAAGAUUAAUUUAUUGAAAAAAGUAGGUAAAGGAAUUGGUAUUUUGGGUGUGAUUUAGUUUGAACGUAUAAUGUUGUGUAUUUAGUAGUCUGCAUUUGAGUUACCGCUCGUGAUCAAUGGCAUCUUGUCGUACAAAUAUUCCUAUGUUAUUUACUUAUGUAUUAUUUAGUUAAGGAAAAUCUAGUCACAAGACUUAGAAAUGUUAAAUUUAAAUAGUUCAGUCUAUCUGAACUUUUAUAAUAAAUUGUAAGAAGUGUUAUUUGAUAAAACUUAGGCAUUUAAUGUCCUUUUUGUACGGAUGUGAGCGAACGGCAACCGGACUUAUAUUCACAAAAUCAACAUAUUAAUAUGAAUAGAAUUGAGUUUGGUUGCGCGUUAAUGUGUGAUCUGUGACGUCAUUAUCACGUGGUCGUCAAGAGUGUUGGAAGUUACCUUUUAGUUUUUUAAAUUAUUUAAUAAUUCUAGACGCUAGAAUCACUUAUAAUUUGUUAUGUAAAUUAAUUAAGGCAUGAGCAAAAGUUCAGCAUUUUUUAUAUCACAAUAUAAGGUUCAUAAAUCUGACAAAGUGUCUUAGAGAGUACCUUUAAAGAUAGAAAUAAAAUAGAUAAUGAAACAUUGACGUGGUUCGCAUUAACUUAUUCAGAGCUUUUUUAGUGAAUUUUAAAUCUACAAUAUGUAAGUAGGUAGAUUACAAAUAAGCAGCAUUCAUUGUGUCUGCGUUUAAAUGAAACAUAUCACUUGACAAUGUAUUGACAAAGGAUUAUAUAAGUAUAAAAAAAUAUAAAACGCUAAUAAUACAUCCAUGCAAGUUUUUUUCUUCUAAACUUUAUAAUUUGUGGCGGCUCGGAAAAGCUUAAUCAAUACCGCGGUCUACACCGCGAUCUACCCAGUGCAUAUUGUGGAAACGCAUAGUCCACUAUAAUAAGUUUAUGUAUUAAUGAUAAUCUUGUAUCUGGACCAAUUUAAAAAAAAAUCAUGAAGCAGAGUAGCAGUCUGUGUAAUGUAUAAUAAACAUAUUUCUAAAAGUUUGAAUGAGAAAAGGACUGUUAGAUUUGACAAUGACGAUUUAAAAUUACCAACUAAAAUAAUUCGAAAUAUUUCUGGAAUACCUACUUAAAUCGAGUCAUCUUUAUGAAAAAAAUAAUUGCACUUAUGCUACAGUUCUAAAAAUAUUACUAAGUACAUUAUUUAUAUGAAACCAGACGAAUUUGUAUGCGUGUGUGAAUGGGACUCUACGUUUCUGUAUUUAUUAGAUUUAAACAUAAUAACUAUCGUUUGUACUUGAAAUAUUUAUAUUUACUAUUUACAUGCAUUUUUCACGUAGAUAGAUAAAAUAAAUUUUCAUUAGUAACGUCUGCAAUGCACAGCAUGUGCAUAAAGUUAAGACAAAUUUAAAACAUAGUUAGCAAUUGACCUGUACAUCUGUGAUCCUAUCCUGCUAGUAAGUUUAAGCAUUAACAUUAAACAUAGUUCAAAAAUUUGCUGUAAUUAAUAGAUACAAAUCGAUAUAAAAAAUUUGAUACCAUCUUGACUUGGCUAGCUGCCGGUUGACGUCCAAUUUAUUCUAUGAGACUGUUCUUCGUAUUGAUUAUUGAUAUUGUUGUUAUGAUGCAUUGAUGUUAAAAUUAACGAAGUGAUAGAAAAUAAUACAAAUUUAUUAGGUGUAAAACACGAGUGAAUAUUGAUAAUUUUGUACGAUUCAUACGUAACGUAUUAAGAUAGGUACAGUAACAGAAUGCUGAACUUUUACUCAUAAGCCAUUUACUACUUAAAUAAUAAUUAAUUUUUAGAUUAUUAUGUGUAACAUCAUACGUUAUUUCUACAAAGUUUGUUAAACUUUACAGUGCCCUAUUGUAAUAAUAAUUCUUGUACACCAUUUAACAGGGCUAAGUGCCUACUUCAGUUAUUGGUUGUGCUAUUUCUAAUGCCUCGUACACUUACUAUAUGUAUAUUUAUAUUUUUAAUGUACCUACUUGUUAGAAAAUAUGAUGGUCUUAAAUCGUAAAAAUUCUACUACGAUCAUUGUCGUUGAACUAUUUCAUAUUUAUACUUUUUUGACAAAUUUGAAAUUUAAUUAUAGUGUACUUUAAUUAAACCUCUCCUCUUUACUCUUCUUCGAUCCUUUCAUAAUGUAAAUACAAAUACCGUAAGGACAUGGAUAUAGUAGCGACGUCGUUUCUUUUAUUCCUAUUUUUCACCGGGUUUAUAAUUGUCAACUACUAUGCCUAAUGGCAUGCAACACGUUUGAGUAAACGCGGCCUAUCUGAGGUCAACCUACUUUAAGAAUGGUAAACCUUGAAUAUCAGCUAGACGGAAAAUAAACUGCGGAAACUACUACUACUAGAAAUAUCAAAUUAGGAAGUACGUCACGGUAUUUUUUACUUGAUGCCGAGAUCCUGUCCGUUUGAUAGUCGUAAAUUGCAGUUAAACUUUCUUAAAUAUUAAUAUAAAACAUAAUUUAUCAGUUAAAUAGAUCAACGAGAAUAUGUACUAAAUAUGUUCAUAUGUAUGUGUACAUAGGCAUUCAUUUAUUCUAUCUACAAGUCCUUUAAUACAAUUACAAUAUGCAUAGUUAAUACAAUGGCAUUUCUUGACAUUUCAAUAUAAUUUUACUCUAUUCUUAGUUGUGCUUUUGUUAAAGUUAUACAUUUUCUUUGUAAAUAUUUCUUGAGAAUAA
Bombyx mandarina (wild silkworm) is the source of this 4983-nucleotide messenger RNA. It is a transcript of the gene Hr38, whose product is annotated as Hormone receptor-like in 38. Lineage: Eukaryota; Metazoa; Arthropoda; Insecta; Lepidoptera; Bombycidae. Gene Ontology annotation, cellular component: transcription regulator complex; nucleus. The record is from RefSeq and is a predicted model, not a curated record. Gene Ontology annotation, biological process: regulation of transcription by RNA polymerase II; cellular response to corticotropin-releasing hormone stimulus. Gene Ontology annotation, molecular function: RNA polymerase II cis-regulatory region sequence-specific DNA binding; nuclear receptor activity; nuclear glucocorticoid receptor binding.